UAAAUAAAACAUCUAAUACUUAGGCGUUUGUCUACAUAGAAAACACUACAUCAAGAAUCUAAAUGUUGUGACAUGUGUAAAAGUAUAAAACAAAAAAAUUAGUGUAAAAAUAGUGGUUUUGACAGAUUAUCAUCGAUUUUUGAGAAUCUAUGUGCUGUUUCAAAUAACAAUUAUUAGAAAAAUAAAAAUAAAUAAUGCAAAAAAAGUCAUCGUAUUAGAAUAAAAAAAAAAGAAAAUACAUGUUUAUAAAUACGUUUGAAAACAACCAAUAAUUAAAUUAAAAAAUAAUACGAAACGAUACGAUAAGUGAUUCAUCGAGUGACUGUCGUUGUACGUUUUUCUAGAGAAAAAUAAAUAAAAAAUAAAAUAAAAUGCCGACAUCGACCACCACAAUACUAACACAACAACAACAGCAGCAGCAACAGCAACAACAACAAAACACAUCUAAUAAUUUAUCUAAUGGAAGCAGUAUGAACGGUGCUAAUAAUAGCAGUACUACCAGUAGCGAAGAUCUACAACAAACGCAACAGCAUUCAAUGUCGUCGUCGUCGUCUGUAGUUGGCGUAAUGCAACAAUCUAGCGGCGGUGGCUCAGGUGGUGGUGUCCCCAGCAGCAUAAUUGGGUCAAGUGACUUGUCUUUGGCCAUAAAUACGAGUACUGUAAGUACCUCGCAGAUACUGGACGAUGACUUGGGAUUAAACGGCACUAUUACAUCAUCGCCCGUAAAUCAUAACAACAACAAUAAUGCACACACCGCCAACAAUAAUCUAUUGAUUGAGACAAAUGACUUGGAUGAUUUGCAUUUGAAGGCAAGCGAUUUGAACUGCUUGAAUCCUACAUCUUUGUUGAAUGGCGUUUCCAUUUCGACGGCAUCCUCGAUGUUGCUCAGCAGCGGCAAUCAUCCAAACAGCUCCUCGGGAUCGUCUGGCUUGCCCACUGGCUUCGGUGGCGUCGAUCACAGUCCGUGGUCCACGGCUGGCGAUGAACCGUCUCACAUGUCCUCGAUGAAUGGCAUGCACGGCUUUCAAAAUUUCUCACCAAAUCCCUUGUUCAAUGGAAGUGUAAUGGCACAAGCGUUGCAACAACAGCAGCAGCAACAACAACAACAACAAAGACGUGCCAUUACAGCGUCACACAGUAGUGGCUUUGGUCCGCAUGGCUUGUCCCCGAAUAAUAUGGGUCGUUCUACGCCACACUUGCAAAAUUCCCAAAAUCAAUUGCCGCCACAACUCUCGCAGCAAUUCAAAAAUCCAUAUCCAUCUUGGUCGCAGGCACCUUCGAAUGCCGGCGGUCCACAGCAGCAGCAACAGCAACAACACUCUCAGCAACAAAUGAAUCAAAUGUGGAAUUCGCGUGGGCGAUCCGCUCCCAAUCCGAUGCCAGGUAUGCCGCAUCGCAAGCCACAUCCGGGACAGCAUAACUUGUCUCCGUUUGGCGCACAAGGAUCUUCCUCGCCCAUGGGACAGGCUGGCGCAAUUUCGCCAUCGAAAUAUCGUCGUAGCACUUCGUACCCCGGAAAAAAUAUGCAACAAGGACAAUACCAAGGUGCUGGAAAUAUGCAAGAUUGUGGUGGUUUAGGCGAUGUUGGAGUUGAUCCUUUCAUGGCACCAUAUCAGGAUCGUGGCAUUUCAAAUGGAUUGGAUAUGCGAUCAUUGGAACAUUGUCUCAACGAUAUUAUGCGUGGAAUGGGAGAUGCUCCGGUACCAGAUAAUUCAAAAGGAUAUCUCAACUGUAACUCCAAUACCUUACAAUCACUGGCACAGUUGCAUGGCAAACUUGACUUCCACGAAUUCAUACCCGGCAAGCCAUUUUAUCAAACAUUGGAAGACCACAUCUCGGAAGAAGCUGGCUUUGUAGACAAUAACUCGACGUUGCCCAUCGGAUCUCCAGCCAGAUCGUCUCCGCAUUCGCAGGGCAGCGAGGGCGGCGAACGAUUCUCCCGCAAAGUAUUCGUCGGCGGAUUGCCACCAGACAUUGAUGAAGAUGAAAUUACAUCAUCGUUCCGUCGUCACGGACCACUGGUUGUUGAUUGGCCGCACAAGGCAGAGUCCAAAUCGUAUUUUCCACCGAAGGGAUAUGCUUUCCUCUUGUUCCAGGACGAAAGUAGUGUUCAACAUUUGAUCGAUAAUUGCAUGGUUGAGGAGGACAAGCUAUACAUUUGCGUAUCAUCACCAACAAUUAAGAACAAACCCGUGCAAAUUCGUCCCUGGCGUUUAUCUGAUGCUGAUUUCGUUUUGGAUGCCAGUAUGCCACUAGACCCACGCAAGACUGUCUUCGUUGGCGGCGUUCCAAGACCAUUGAAAGCGGUUGAGUUGGCUAUGAUUAUGGACCGUUUAUAUCGUGGUGUUUGCUAUGCUGGAAUCGAUACAGAUCCUGAAUUAAAGUACCCCAAGGGCGCUGGACGUGUUGCAUUUUCCAACCAACAAAGUUACAUUGCUGCAAUUUCGGCUCGUUUUGUGCAAUUGCAACACGGUGAUAUUGACAAACGUGUCGAAGUCAAGCCAUACGUUUUAGACGACCAAAUGUGCGACGAGUGUCAAGGACAACGUUGUGGUGGAAAGUUUGCUCCGUUCUUCUGUGCUAAUGUCACCUGUCUUCAAUACUAUUGUGAACACUGCUGGGCAGCCAUUCAUUCGAGACAAGGUCGCGAAUAUCACAAACCAUUAGUCAAAGAAGGCGCAGAUCGUCCACGUGCUGUUCCCUUUCGUUGGUGUUAAAAAAAAAAGUUUACAAGUACCAACCUAAAGCAACCAUCCCCAAUCCUUUUUUGACGUUUUUAGCAUAAGUUCGGCAAAAAAAAACAAUAAGUAUCUCAUAUUACAUGAGAAGUCUAAAGCAGCAAAAGGCAACGUUAAAAAGCGUUGUAGCAAUAAGUUGUUUGUUUUUAUUAAAGACAGAUUCUCUAUUUAAAAAAAAAGAAUAAUAACUUGAUCUAGGAAAUAAUUCGUCGUCGAUAUAAAUAAAACUAAAAAUAUUUUUAUGAUAAAACAUUACAUAUAUAUAUAAAAUAUAUAACUAGGAAUACUAUUAACACGUUUUAAAAAUCUGAUAAUAAAAUAAAACGAAUAUUAAUUUUAUACUGCAAAGUAACAAAGACAAACAAAAAAGAAUGUUAAAAAAACACAGACACUACUAUUUUUGUGAAAAUGUAAAUUGUAUAAUUCGUCAUUUUUUAUGCAUACAAGAAACGUACAUACCUUUGUAAAACGAUUAGUCAAUAUAUUUUAGUUAAAUUAGUCUAAUUCUUUGUUAUGAUGUAUUUUUUAAUUGAAAAAAAAAAUAUA
Culicoides brevitarsis is the source of this 3284-nucleotide messenger RNA. It is a transcript of the gene orb2, whose product is annotated as cytoplasmic polyadenylation element-binding protein 2. Gene Ontology annotation, cellular component: nucleus; neuron projection; cytoplasm. Lineage: Eukaryota; Metazoa; Arthropoda; Insecta; Diptera; Ceratopogonidae. Gene Ontology annotation, biological process: negative regulation of cytoplasmic translation. Bases 372 to 2717 code for a protein of 781 amino acids. Gene Ontology annotation, molecular function: translation factor activity, RNA binding; mRNA regulatory element binding translation repressor activity; mRNA 3'-UTR binding. The record is from RefSeq and is a predicted model, not a curated record. The transcript is spliced from 10 exons.